This is a messenger RNA of Lasiodiplodia theobromae, 1044 nucleotides long. Its product is annotated as Phosphatidylinositol-4-phosphate 5-kinase core. Gene Ontology annotation, biological process: phosphatidylinositol metabolic process. The coding region runs from base 1 to 1044 and encodes 347 amino acids. Gene Ontology annotation, molecular function: phosphatidylinositol kinase activity. NCBI's taxonomy places the organism in Eukaryota, Fungi, Ascomycota, Dothideomycetes, Botryosphaeriales, Botryosphaeriaceae. The record is from RefSeq and is a predicted model, not a curated record. The transcript has a single exon.
AUGGGUCUGCGCACCAACCGCAUCAGCAGGUCUAUCCUGCGCGCCGUCUUCGAUCCCCAGACCUCUUCCGACGCCGCCAAGCCCAGCCUUCUCGCCCGCAUUCUCGCCUUCUUUGCUCUCUUUCAGCUUGUCGUGAAGCCUUUCCGCCCUGCUGACUUCCGCAAGCUGCGCAAUGACGCUUGGCAGCUUGAUGACGAUGAGUACCGCGAGAGCUUUCGCCUCGCCAACCGUCGCGGUGCCGCCCUUAAGCCCGUCGGCGAUCUGGGCUAUUCCGGGUCGACCUUCUUUACCACGCCUAACGACAAGUUCCUGAUCAAAAGCCUGCCUCGCCGCUUUGAGCACACCUUCUUCUCCCGCGACCUGAUUGACCCCUACAUUCAGCACAUGCACGCCUUUCCGAAUUCUUUGAUCGUCCGCAUCACUGACUUUCUCGAGGCCAUCGGUCCAUCUAUCGGUGCCAGUGUCCUCGGCACCGCUCCUGCACAUCAUGUUGUGAUGGAGAACGUGCUGUACGGAAAGGAUCACGAUGAGCAGAAGGACCGCUGGGAAACGUUCGACCUCAAGCCCGCCAGCUACUUCUACCCCGAACGUGACAUCGCCGACGGGCACCUGGCUCCCGAGUCGGUUAAGGAGCGCUUGGUCGACACGUUUCCAGAUAAGAUCAGGGUGGCGCCAGAGCAGCGCGACGACCUGUUAAAUGCUCUCAAGAAGGACACGGACCUUUUGUGCAGUGCAAACGCCGUUGACUACAGCCUUUUCCUGGUAAGGUACCCAGCAGAGCCCGAACGCCAUGUACCUUUCGUCAAGGCAAGGAAUAGUCAAUGGCGACACGGCGUGAGAAGCACCGACGGGAAGUGGAUGUACCGCGCGGUGCUGCUGGAUUUUUUCUGGGCAAAGCACAAGACGCAACCAAAGAUGAUGACGAAAUUGGUGAAGAGCUUCAACUUCUUUGCGAAGAAGGGGCCCAUGAGCAUCACGACUAGCCCAGGCGAAUAUCGCGAACGCUUCCUGAACAUGGUCAAAGGUUACAUCGAAGACCAGUAA